AUGAUUAAUAUUUUCAAUUUAGGAAUAAAACACUGGAUGAUAAAAAUAUUAUUUGUAGUAGUUCUUGAUAUUAUUAUUUAUGGACUUAUAUUACAAAGUAUAAAUGGUUAUAAGGAUAUCAUUUUUCUUAUCACUAAUGGUAGAUUUAUUAAUAUUAUUUGUUGGAGUAUUUUCUUUAUUAAUACUUCUUCUUUUAAUUGUCAACGUUCAACAACAAAGGUGUGGGGAUUGUUUUUUGUGAUUGUAUCUGUUUUCUCUUUAAUUGGGACUUUAACUACAUUAAAUUUUGGAAAAAAUGAAGUCGAUAUUUUUAUUAAAAUGGAUAAUAAAAGUAUUUUUGAAAUAGAAAAAGAAAAUACUUGUUGUUUGGACCUUAUAAAUCCAAAUUGUGGAUGUUUUGAAUUAGAAGGAACAUUAUCUAAAAAAUGUCAAUAUAUUAAAAGUGAAUUGAUUUGUUCUUUUGAAACAAUUCAUUGUAGAAAAUGUCUUGACCAUUCAAAUAAUGUAUUCUUCAUUUCUUCUAUUCAUAACUGCAUACAAAAUAUUGCUUUAUUAUUUGUGACUUUGUUUGUUUGUAAAGAAUGGUAUUUAGAUUCACUUUUAAAUCCUUCUCAAUCUACAAUUAAACAAUACUAA
Messenger RNA from Entamoeba dispar SAW760, 636 nucleotides. RefSeq lists its product as uncharacterized. The record is from RefSeq and is a predicted model, not a curated record. The transcript has 3 exons. Lineage: Eukaryota; Evosea; Mastigamoebida; Endamoebidae. The coding region runs from base 1 to 636 and encodes 211 amino acids.